Molecule: messenger RNA, 1317 nt
Organism: Prunus armeniaca (apricot)
Lineage: Eukaryota; Viridiplantae; Streptophyta; Magnoliopsida; Rosales; Rosaceae
Source: the annotation of a GenBank genome assembly
AUGACACCGGACGACUUGGAAAUUGUGGAAGCUGGUAGUUGGACAGCUCUUCAUCUUGCUGCAAGAUUAAAUCUCAAAAUUGUUGAAUGCAUGGUUAGAAAGAACAAGAAACUACUUGGCUUUGUUGAAAAGUCCAGCCGUAAGAUGGCAAUUCUCUUCGCUGCUCAGCUUGACUUAUGGGAUAUCGUUCGUUAUCUCUACUCCCUCACUCCGAUCCAACACUUAAUGCCAGAGAAUGGCCCUUAUGGCGCAGGACUUGUUUGCCUUUGUUUAUAUGCCAAACAAUUUGAUAUUGCAUGGGAAUUACUUCAGCGUUGCCCACGAUUGGUAAUUGCUAAAAGUCCGUGGGGACAUCCCCCUAUAUCUGUAUUGGCUGAUAUCCCCUUUGCAUUUCCGAGUGGGACGAGGCUCAAAUUCUGGGAAAAGUGGAUCUAUGAUGGUAUACACAUACAACAUCUUCCUGCCAUCCCUGAUUUUCAUGUAAAUGUUGAAAAUCUAGAAGAGAAACUGGGCAACCAAAAUAUCAGUUUCUCAGUCUUCGGUUUCACGCAAGGGCUUUCAUCAAGCCUCCGCAAGCUUUUAGUGGUAAAACAUCUAGACACUCAAGACAUUGAUGAUGUGGUCUAUCCAGCAGUAUGCCAAGCUGUACAAACUGGGAUUAUUGAGUUCAUUAUUCGUUUAGGUAAAGUAGAUCCGGAUAUAUUGUGGCAACCCAAUUCAAUGGGAAGGAACAUAUUUCAAUAUUCAGUUGAGCGUCGCCAGGAAAAAGUAUAUAGCCUCAUAUAUGGGGUUGGUCAAAGAAAUCUUAUUGCAACAUUUGCAGAUGCUUCUGGAAAUGAUAUGCUACACCUUGCAGUGAUGCUAUCUCCAACAGAAAAACUUGAUCGUAUUUCAGGUGCAGCCUUGCAAAUGCAGAGGGAAAGGCAAUGGUUCAAGGCGAACAAGAGAAAAUUUAAGAGCUCAUUUAAAACCCUAAGGAUGAGAAAAAAAGAAAACCCAUGUUUUCGCCCUCUUGUGGGUCAGUGGCCUCCCUCCUUCCCUCCCCUUCCUCCACUCCCCCUCCCAGUUCUUCCACUCAGCUCUCCAGUUUUUGCAUUUUUUGUUUUGUCGUGUGGAAUCAGUUGUUGUCGUGACAGCUGUUGUCUUUUGGCCAUGUACCCACAAGGAUUUGGCUCCAGUUCUCAGCGUUUGACAUGGGGUUGGAGCCAUAAGGCGGGGAUGUUGCUGGGCUGCGUAGGGUUCAGGUUUAGCCGGUAUGGUGCUAUGGCUCUCUUUAAUAUGUCAGGGAGGAUACAGUCAAGUGGCUCUAAUUUUUAG